UUUGAGUUCAGGAUGCGUUGCAGGUGGAUCUGUUGCCUCUUAGCGCGAUGACUGCAGACUGUGGAUCUCGGUGACAGGGUCCAGCCGUGGCUGGACUCACGAGGCUGCUGAAGAAUCCCCACGUGAAGCAGUUAUGAGGCCAUAUUUGGCGCUUCAGCCUGCCCUCGGUGUGAGGAGCGUGGUUCAACGGCUCUAAACUUAUCAAUCGAGUUCUACGACAGCAUUCAGACACCUGUCUUUGCUCUGCCGAGCUAGAUCCCUGUUUUUAUUUCUUUUCAUACCUAUUCCAAGUUUGCACUAUGGCCACUCAUCCGAAAAUUGACGAGUUGCACCGCGAGCUCCUCGAAGAGGGGCUCAAGAUGCGCCGUGCCGUCCUCGGCCACGAGUAUGUCGACCGAGCGUGGAACAACGCUACGCCAUUUACGCGGCCAGGACAGCAGCUCAUCACGGAGUACGCAUGGGGCAACGUGUGGCAGCGCCCCGGUCUGGACAGGAAACAGCGCAGUCUUUUAACAAUUGGCAUUAUUAUUGCACAAAAGGCGUGGCUAGAACUGGCGCUACACACUCGCGGCGCGAUCAACAAUGGUGUCUCAGAACUGGAAAUUAGAGAGGCUGUGUUGCACUCAACAGUGUACUGUGGCACACCUGCUGGUGUCGAGGCGAUGAUGGUGACAGAAAGGACGAUUAAUGAAAUGAUCGAGAAGGGUGAAUAUACGCGACCUGAGGAAACCGGGCUUUAAGUUAGAGGACUGGGAAUCGAAUCCAUCCUCACAACAUGAGGAAUCUUAUCUUGUAUGAUUGUCACGAAAUAGAUAGCUUCUACCAUUUGAUCAUAUUUUCGAAGC
Molecule: messenger RNA, 845 nt
Organism: Aspergillus pseudonomiae
Lineage: Eukaryota; Fungi; Ascomycota; Eurotiomycetes; Eurotiales; Aspergillaceae
Product: AhpD-like protein
Exons: 2
Coding region: 300-740 (146 amino acids)
Molecular function (GO): peroxiredoxin activity
Source: RefSeq, a predicted model, not a curated record